Molecule: messenger RNA, 1170 nt
Organism: Naegleria lovaniensis
Lineage: Eukaryota; Heterolobosea; Eutetramitea; Acrasida; Naegleriidae
Exons: 1
Coding region: 1-1170 (389 amino acids)
Biological process (GO): recombinational repair; interstrand cross-link repair
Cellular component (GO): mitochondrial chromosome; mitochondrial nucleoid
Molecular function (GO): single-stranded DNA binding
Source: RefSeq, a predicted model, not a curated record
AUGCGUUCCCGACUUGCUUUGGCUGUUCGAUCAUCAUCUCUCUGUUCACAAACUUCAUUGCUCUCAUCAAGAACAUCAUCAAAGAUUUUAAUUUCCAAUAACACAUCCAUCCAUGGUGUGAGAGCUUUUGGAUACGGAAACAAAAUAUUAAGAAACCAAGUGGAUGAUCCUUUCUUUGAAGAGGCUUUGCAAAGUCAUGAAUCCAUUGCAAACAUUUCCGAGCCACCUUCGGCUUCAGCUGACUUGAGAAGCAUUACACCAAAUGGAUCCGUCUACAGUAGAAUUGGAACCAGACCAUUCUCCCAAGAAGUUGCUUCCGUUCUCUUGGCUCCUAUUCCCGACGAAGAUAUUGAGGUCAAGCCUGAUGGUAUUUUGUAUUUGCCUGAAAUUAAGUACAGAAGAAUUCUCAACAAAGCAUUCGGACCUGGUGGUUGGUGCCUCAUUCCAAAAUCAGACUAUAAAAUUGAGAAUGGUCAUGUUAUUCAAGAGUUUGUGUUAAUUUGCCAUGGACAAUUUGUAAGCCAAUCAUUCGGAGAACAAACGAUUGAUAAUUCAGGUUUUAAGAGUAUCGGAAGUUCUCUUGAAGGAGCAAAAUCAAAUGCAUUGAUGCGAUGUUGUAAAGAUAUUGGAAUUGCUAGUGAGCUUUGGGAUCCAAAUUUCAUUUUAGAAUGGAAAGCCAAAAACGUGGUUGGAGUGUUUUGUGAGCACGUGAAAACACAACAAACUAAAAAGCUCUACAGAAGAAAGGACCGAGAAAUUGGUUAUCCGUAUGUCGAGAAAAAGUCUGCAUAUAGCAGUAACAGUAAUAAUAACGCACCGUCUGUUGCUUCUGUGGCCAUUGUGGAAGAUCAAGUCAGUACUGCAGAAUUAGAUGUAGCUCCACCUUCAGCCAUCGAUGGAGAAGAGUCCAUGUUUGACAACUUUGCUUCUCAAGAUGACGGUGCAGCUCAAUACGCAAAACCAACUCGCACCACUGCAUCUCCAGCAGCAGCUUCAAAGAGAGGAUUUUCAUUUAGUCCAACAGAACCUAUUCCAUUUGGCAAGUUUAAAGGAAAGAUUUCCGAUGAAGUGUUCCAUCUUCCAGAUUUCCAAAGCUAUCUCAGUUUCUUGGAGAAGAAUAAUAUUCAACCAGGCUAUGUGAAGGCCAUGAAACAACAUUACAAGAAGUAA